AGCGGCGCACACAGAAACAUCAGUGGCUCUGAAUUCAUGACAUGGCAACAAAAAUCAUCUACUUCACAGUGAAUGGAAGACCAGAGCAGGCUGAGUUCCCAAUGGAUUGCCCUGCACAGGAUGUCAAAGAUCUGUUCCGCUCUGCAGCCGAGGCAGGACCCCAUGACAUCCUGAAGCUGUACAACCCUAAAGGCAACAUCAUCAACAUCUCCCCAAAUCUGGAGCCCAACAGCCCAAACUCCUGCUACAAGCUGGAGGUGGUGGCCGCUGACUGCAACAGUGAGCCGUUAGGUAUCUUUAACCUAACAACAUGGGAAUCGCAGUGCUUGUCUUCAUAUAGAAAUAAGGUAGGUCUCCCUUCUUUUCUUGUAAUUUCAGGUACAGAGCUUGCUGGUGCUCUAGGAUUUGACCUCUCAACAAUGGAGAAAAGACUGCAGGGCCUGGAGAAGAAAAUCUUGUUCGAGGCUGGUGAGACUCCUGCAGUUGUGUAUGAGAUGAAGAAACAGGUCGAUUCAUUCCGGGAGAAACUGGAGAGUGUGGAGCAUCUGAGCUGGCUGGGAUUGUUUAAAGACCUGACAGAUGGAACACAUAAGCCCUCCCCAUUUUACCACAAGAGAACCCUGCAUAAAACCAAGAAGGAGUGUGAGCAUGUACGGGAAAAGUUUCUUCAAAUGAGCUCCCUGGAGGUAUCAGACGAAGUGAGACAGUACUUAAAGACCCCAACCUUUGAUAACUGGCAGUGGGAGGAUACAGAGAUCAUGGUGCUCCUGCAGGUCAUGUACACAGAUUUAGAUUUCAUAGCGACCUUCAACAUUGAGCCUGAAGUACUGCAACAGUUCCUGUUUGAAGUUUACCGAAGAUACAACAACAUCCCUUUUCACAACUUCAAGCACUGCUUCUGUGUUACCCAGAUGAUGUAUGGUUUGAUCUGGCUGACUGACCUGAAGAGUAAGAUGGACAGCAUCGACCUGCUUAUCAUGCUGACCUCUGCAGUGUGCCACGACCUCGACCACACAGGAUACAACAAUGCCUAUCAGAUAAAUGCUCGAACUGAACUUGCUCUCCGCUACAAUGACAUCUCUCCACUGGAGAACCAUCACUGUGCUGUAGCAUUUGAGAUACUAGAGAAGACGGAGAGUAACAUCUUCAGAAAUCUGUCCAUGGAUCAAUACAAACGGAUAAGGGAAGGAAUCAUCAAAUGCAUUCUAGCCACUGACAUGACAAGGCACAACGAGAUUCUCAGCAAGUUCAAGUCCAUCCUGCCGGCUUUUGACUUCACCAACAAAGACCACAGAGAUGUGCUGAUGAUGAUUCUGAUCAAAGUGAGCGACAUAUCCAAUGAGGCGCGGCCCAUGGAAGUCGCCGAACCCUGGUUAGACUGUCUUCUGCAGGAAUUCUACAACCAGAGUGAUGUGGAGAAAUUAGAGGGUCUUCCAGUGACCCCCUUCAUGGAUCGGGACAAAGUAACCAAACCUUCAUCUCAAACAGGCUUCAUCCGAUUUGUCCUUUUACCUCUCUUCAUCGAACUGGCCAACCUAUUCCCCUGUUUAGAGCAACACAUUAUUGACCCAGUGCGGAAGGCUCUCGAUUACUACACAGAGAUGGAGAAAGCACUGGAGAGGAAGAAACAGAACCGGGCUCAGAAUGAGAACACAGCCAAGAGUAAAGAGACAACCGUGGGUGCACAAAGCACAAUGGGCAGUCACACAGAUGCUGGGCCUGAAGCCUCUAAACCAGACACACAGUGAACAAAGGAUUGAAUAGUAACUUUCAAUUAUUUGAAUCAAGACUGUACUUUUACUUUAUUAUUUACUGGGCACUAAGCACAAGUACUGUAUGCUGUUCUAAGCAACUAAGUUUUUUGUUGUAGUUUUGGUGUAUGCAGUAUUAAAUGUAAUGUGAUGAAAUGAUACCUUUACUCUAUGAUUUUGCUAGAGAGUUAAAUACAUAUACUCAAUAGUAAUAUAUUUCUAAAGAAUAUUUCAUUAUUACAGUAAUCCUCCUGUAUUAGUUAUAACAGCUUUAACUAAGCCUGCAUCCAGAUGAUUAAUAAUAAUAUGUUUUGCUUAAGCCUGUCUGCUCUCGUUUCAUUUUCCAGCCUAACUGUAAACAGAAUUUUACAGUAAAAGAGUUUGUGAAUUUGAAUGACUAAAAACGUCGACAAGUUUUUGAAUUUAGGUGUCAAAAUCAGGUAAAAAUUAGCAGUAUUCUCAGUAUGCAGUAUGAAAGUAUUGAGACACAUUCAAACUUUUUAGGCAACAGAACAUGGUGAUCACAGUGUAAACAAAAGCACGAUCUUAAUAUAUGAUGUAUAGACAAAAUAUACACACAGACAGAAAGCAAAUAAUACAGUGACAAACAUAAUAACACAGGUUAAGAGUCGCAGCAUUCUGAAUCAACUGCAAAGAGACUAAG
This is a messenger RNA of Larimichthys crocea (large yellow croaker), 2415 nucleotides long. Its product is annotated as high affinity cGMP-specific 3',5'-cyclic phosphodiesterase 9A. Gene Ontology annotation, molecular function: 3',5'-cyclic-nucleotide phosphodiesterase activity. The record is from RefSeq and is a predicted model, not a curated record. Gene Ontology annotation, biological process: signal transduction. NCBI's taxonomy places the organism in Eukaryota, Metazoa, Chordata, Actinopteri, Sciaenidae.